Molecule: messenger RNA, 1074 nt
Organism: Gastrolobium bilobum
Lineage: Eukaryota; Viridiplantae; Streptophyta; Magnoliopsida; Fabales; Fabaceae
Product: branched-chain-amino-acid aminotransferase 2, chloroplastic-like
Exons: 9
Coding region: 1-1074 (357 amino acids)
Biological process (GO): branched-chain amino acid metabolic process
Molecular function (GO): branched-chain-amino-acid:2-oxoglutarate transaminase activity
Source: RefSeq, a predicted model, not a curated record
AUGGCCCCAUCCAAUGAACCAACCAGCAAUGGGGAUGCAAUUAACUGGGAGACUGAAGAGAUGUAUGCGAAGAUGGAUUGGGACAAACUUGGAUAUGAUGUGAUUCCAACCGAUUAUAUGUACAUAAUGAAAUCCAAUGAAGACGGGACCUUUUCAAAUGGAGCUCUCGUCCCUUUUGGAACCAUUCAGAUCAGCCCCCAUUCUUCUGUUUUAAAUUACGGACAGGGAUUAUUUGAGGGCAUGAAGGCAUCCAGAAGACAAGAUGGUGAGGUGCAGAUAUUCCGACCUGAAGAGAAUGCGCUUCGCAUGCAGAUGGGAGCAGAGAGGCUGCUAAUGGUGUCACCUUCUGUUGAGCAGUAUGUAGAUGCUGUUAAACAAGUUGUCCGUGCAAAUAAACGUUGGGUGCCUCCUCACGGAAAAGGAAUUUUGUACGUUAGGCCUUUACUAUUUGGAAGUGGAUCUGUUAUGGGUGUUGCGCCUGCACCACAAUGUACCUUUUUAAUAUACACUAAUCCAGCUAGCAACGGUUACAAGGGACGAACUGCAGCCUUGAACUUGUUGAUUGAUGAUAAACUUCCUCGCGCGUUUCCUGGUGGGACUGGUGGAAUAAAAAAUAUAAGCAAUUAUUCACCUGUUUUCCAAGUGGUAAAAGAAGCAAAAGCCAAAGGAUUUUCUGAUGUCCUAUUUCUAGACGCAGCGGAACAUAAAUAUGUUGAGGAGGUGUCUACUUGCAAUGCUUUCAUUGUUAAGGGUAAAGUGAUUUCAACUGCACCUACACUCGGAACUAUUCUUCCUGGAAUUACAAGGAAAAGUAUUAUUCAACUUGCUGGUGAUUUGGGUUACCAGGUCAAGGAACGCAAAAUUUCAGUAAAAGAAUUGCUUAAAGCUGAUGAGGUUUUCUGCACUGGAACUGCUGUUGGGAUCUCUGAGGUUGGUAGUGUAACUUACAAGAAUAAAAGGGUUGAGUUCAAAACAGGAGCAGACACCGUGACCCAGAAGUUGUAUGAUUUGAUUACAGGCAUCCAAAAUGGUCUAAUGGAAGAUAAGAAGGGAUGGGUAGUCAAGAUUGACUGA